UAUAUAGUGUGUCAGGUGUCUCUCUGUGAAUCAUAGGAGAUAUAAAGUCGCAGGUAAACUGUGAAAACUGGAACCGAACCAAACAAACACAAAGCGAAAGAGAAAAAAAUAGAAGAAGAAGGGAAAUGGAAGCUUCAACGGAAGAGCAGAAAAGAGGAGAAGAAACAUAUAAUUUUUACAGCCCUUGUCAUCUCUUUAACCAGCUAGUCAAUGCUUGCUUCAAGUGCUUUGGUCGUCUAGACGAUGAAGAUGAUCACUCCACAACUCUUCUUGCUCACACAAACUCUCCUUUACUGUCAGAAAGAGCAAUGAAAACAACUGAGGAAGAGUUUGUGGUGGAGUCGAGGGCAGUAAGAGUGAAAAAGAGACCACAGAGGCCACCGGUAGGCUCUGGAGGAGGAGGUCAAACCAACUGAUCCUCUCUUGGUCAUCCUAAGUUAAAUUUACUAAUAAUAAUAAUAUUUACAGACUCUUAAUUAGCUAGAACUUUUCUGGAUGUUUUAUGUAAAUAUUAUGUGAAAUUAAGAUUUAAGAGUGAUAGAGGCAAUUAAACUGAGGCUUUUGUGGGGGCGGUGGAAAGCUAAUAGUGGGGGGUAAGUUGUCGUGAUUCAAUUGUUGUAUUUCCUUCUUAUCUGUCUCUCUAAUCGAGCCCUUUUCUCUUUUCAAUCUGUUCAAUAAA
Molecule: messenger RNA, 679 nt
Organism: Pistacia vera
Lineage: Eukaryota; Viridiplantae; Streptophyta; Magnoliopsida; Sapindales; Anacardiaceae
Product: elicitor peptide 6-like
Exons: 2
Coding region: 126-416 (96 amino acids)
Biological process (GO): innate immune response
Source: RefSeq, a predicted model, not a curated record